UGGUUGGGAGGUCUUCUUCAUUCAUUGGUCCAGCUCUUCCUUGUCCUACAGCUGCCCUUCUGUGGGCCUAAUGUGAUCAAUCACUUCGUCUGUGACUUGUACCCCUUGCUAGAGCUUGCGUGCACCAACACGUAUGUCAUCGGCCUGCUGGUGGUUGCCAACAGUGGUGUGAUCUGCCUCUUGAACUUCCUCAUGCUGGCUGCCUCCUACAUCGUCAUCCUGCGCUCCUUGAGGUCUCACAGUGCCGAGGGGAGGCGCAAAGCCCUCUCCACCUGUGGGGCCCACUUCACAGUUGUUGCCUUGUUCUUCGUGCCCUGUAUAUUUAUUUACAUGCGACCAUCCUCAACGUUGUCUAUCGAUAAAAUAGUGGCUGUGUUUUAUUGUAUUCUGACACCCAUGUUCAACCCCUUGAUUUAUACCCUAAGAAAUGCAGAGGUGAAAAACGCCAUGAGGAAUCUCUGGAGAAAAUGA
Molecule: messenger RNA, 471 nt
Organism: Elephantulus edwardii (Cape elephant shrew)
Lineage: Eukaryota; Metazoa; Chordata; Mammalia; Macroscelidea; Macroscelididae
Product: olfactory receptor 140-like
Exons: 1
Biological process (GO): G protein-coupled receptor signaling pathway
Cellular component (GO): membrane
Molecular function (GO): olfactory receptor activity
Source: RefSeq, a predicted model, not a curated record